GCGCUCUAGUCCUGGCAAUGGAGCGGCCGGCGCCCGGCGAGGUGCUCAUGAGCCAGGCCAUCCAGCCGGCGCACGCCACUGCCCGCGGCGAGCUGAGCGCCGGGCAGCUGCUCAAGUGGAUCGACACCACCGCCUGCCUGGCGGCUGAGAAACAUGCUGGAGUUUCCUGUGUUACAGCCUCAGUGGAUGACAUACAGUUUGAGGAGACAGCUAGAGUUGGACAAGUUAUAACCAUCAAAGCAAAAGUUACUAGAGCAUUCAGCACAAGCAUGGAGAUCUGUAUCAAGGUCAUGGUACAGGAUAUGCUCACUGGCAUUGAGAAGCUUGUGAGUGUGGCUUUCUCCACAUUUGUAGCCAAACCAGUUGGAAAAGAAAAGAUUCAUUUAAAACCAGUCACACUUCUAACUGAACAAGAUCAUGUGGAACAUAAUCUGGCUGCUGAGAGAAGGAAAGUUCGAUUACAACAUGAAGAUACCUUUAACAAUUUAAUGAAGGAAAGUAGCAAGUUUGAUGAUCUCAUUUUUGAUGAAGAGGAAGGAGCGGUUUCCACAAGGGGCACCUCCGUUCAGAGCAUUGAACUGGUCCUCCCACCCCAUGCAAACCAUCACGGAAAUACAUUUGGUGGCCAGAUUAUGGCUUGGAUGGAGACAGUGGCUACUAUUUCUGCAAGCCGCCUGUGUUGCGCACAUCCCUUUCUGAAGUCUGUAGAUAUGUUUAAGUUCCGGGGACCAUCUACAGUUGGAGAUCGUCUUGUCUUCGCUGCCAUUGUCAACAAUACAUUUCAGACCUGUGUUGAAGUUGGAGUUCGCGUGGAGGCCUUUGACUGUCAGGAAUGGGCGGAGGGCCGAGGGCGUCACAUCAACAGUGCUUUUCUCAUUUACAAUGCUGCUGAUGAUAAGGAAAAUCUCAUCACGUUUCCCAGAGUCCAACCCAUUUCAAAGGAUGAUUUUAGACGCUAUCGGGGAGCUAUUGCACGCAAGAGAAUUCGCCUAGGCAGGAAAUAUGUUAUUUCCCACAAAGAAGAGGUUCCACUUUGCAUACACUGGGAUAUCAGCAAGCAGGCAUCCCUGAGUGACAGCAAUGUGGAGGCCCUCAAAAAACUGGCAGCCAAAAGGGGUUGGGAGGUUACCAGCACUGUGGAAAAGAUAAAAAUAUAUACUCUGGAAGAGCAUGAUGUUUUAUCUGUUUGGGUUGAAAAGCACGUGGGAAGUCCAGCACAUUUGGCCUAUCGUCUCUUGUCUGACUUUACAAAGCGACCUUUGUGGGACCCCCAUUGUGUGUCCUGUGAAGUCAUAGACUGGGUGAGUGAAGAUGAUCAGCUGUAUCACAUCACCUGUCCUAUACUGAAUGAUGACAAACCCAAAGACUUGGUAGUACUCGUAUCACGAAGAAAACCUCUCAAAGAUGGUAACACUUACACAGUGGCGGUGAAGUCGGUCAUUUUGCCAUCGGUCCCCCCGUCUCCACAGUACAUCAGAAGUGAAAUCAUAUGUGCCGGAUUUCUCAUCCAUGCUAUUGACAGCAAUUCAUGCAUUGUAUCUUACUUUAACCAUAUGUCUGCUAGCAUCCUUCCUUACUUUGCUGGAAAUCUUGGUGGCUGGUCGAAAUCCAUUGAAGAAACAGCAGCCUCUUGUAUACAGUUCUUAGAGAAUCCUCCUGAUGAUGGGUUUAUAAGCACAUUUUAAAUGGUCAACUUUCAAUUACUGGUAAUUUAAUUUCCCACUUUUAAUUCCAAGCACCCUCAGCCCUGAUAUCUGUCAAGCUUUGGGGCCACAAAAUAAUUUAAUAUAAGCCUAAGCAAAAUGCAGUGAAGAAGUUAAAAAACAAAAUGCAUCUUAAGUCAAAUACCAGUGAUUUGGAUUAGCCUUAAAAGAGCUUUAGAAUUCUGUUUUAAGUCAUCUGUGGCUCUGCCUCUUCCAGGGGCACAGAUAGUGGAAAAUUGCCUGUAUGCAAUACUAUGUGUUCUAUAAAAUGGCAUGAAUUUAGUUUAAAUUAUCAUAAACAUUUUUAGGUUACAGAGGUGAAACGUGAGUUCUGUGUGAAAUUCCAAAAAAAAAUUAUAAAAUCUAAAAUGAUGAUUUGCUAA
Nomascus leucogenys (northern white-cheeked gibbon) is the source of this 2086-nucleotide messenger RNA. It is a transcript of the gene ACOT12, whose product is annotated as acyl-CoA thioesterase 12. NCBI's taxonomy places the organism in Eukaryota, Metazoa, Chordata, Mammalia, Primates, Hylobatidae. Gene Ontology annotation, molecular function: lipid binding; acetyl-CoA hydrolase activity. The record is from RefSeq and is a predicted model, not a curated record. Gene Ontology annotation, cellular component: extracellular exosome.